CAGCGCGCCCGCGGCUCCGCUCCGGCGCGGCUCCGCUCGGGCCCGACUCCUGCCGCGCCUCGGCCGCCGCCCGCGCCCCCCGCUCCCGGCGGAGGUAGCAGGCGGUGGGGGGACCAUGGCUGACGUCUUCCCGGCCAACGACUCGGCGGCGCCUCAGGACGUGGCCAACCGCUUCGCCCGCAAAGGGGCGCUAAGACAGAAGAACGUGCACGAGGUGAAGGACCACCGCUUCAUCGCCCGCUUCUUCAAGCAGCCCACCUUCUGCAGCCACUGCACCGACUUUAUCUGGGGGUUUGGGAAACAAGGCUUCCAGUGCCAAGUUUGCUGUUUUGUGGUUCACAAGAGGUGCCAUGAAUUUGUUACUUUCUCUUGUCCGGGUGCAGAUAAAGGACCCGACACUGAUGACCCCAGGAGCAAGCACAAAUUCAAGAUCCACACCUAUGGAAGCCCCACCUUCUGCGACCACUGUGGGUCGCUGCUGUACGGACUCAUCCACCAGGGGAUGAAGUGUGACACCUGUGAUAUGAACGUGCACAAGCAGUGCGUGAUAAACGUCCCCAGCCUCUGCGGGAUGGACCACACGGAGAAGAGGGGCCGGAUCUACCUGAAGGCCGAGGUCACCGAGGAAAAGCUCCACGUCACAGUACGAGAUGCAAAAAAUCUCAUCCCUAUGGAUCCAAAUGGGCUUUCAGAUCCUUACGUGAAGCUGAAGCUUAUUCCUGACCCCAAGAACGAAAGCAAACAAAAAACCAAAACCAUCCGUUCCACACUGAACCCCCAGUGGAAUGAGUCCUUUACGUUCAAAUUAAAACCUUCAGAUAAAGACCGACGACUGUCCGUAGAGAUCUGGGACUGGGAUCGAACAACCAGGAACGACUUCAUGGGAUCCCUUUCCUUCGGAGUCUCGGAGCUGAUGAAGAUGCCGGCCAGUGGAUGGUACAAGCUGCUGAACCAAGAGGAGGGUGAGUACUACAACGUGCCCAUUCCAGAAGGCGACGAGGAAGGCAACGCGGAGCUGAGGCAGAAGUUCGAGAAAGCCAAGCUCGGCCCUGCUGGCUACAAAGGCAUUAGUCCUGACAGGAGACAGCCUUCCAACAACCUCGACAGAGUGAAACUCACCGACUUCAACUUCCUCAUGGUGCUGGGCAAGGGCAGCUUCGGGAAGGUGAUGCUGGCGGACAGGAAGGGGACGGAGGAGCUGUACGCCAUCAAGAUACUGAAGAAGGACGUGGUGAUCCAGGACGACGAUGUGGAGUGCACCCUGGUGGAGAAGCGGGUGCUGGCCCUGCCGGACAAGCCCCCGUUCCUGACGCAGCUGCACUCCUGCUUCCAGACGGUGGAUCGGCUGUACUUCGUCAUGGAAUACGUCAAUGGCGGGGACCUCAUGUACCACAUCCAGCAAGUAGGAAAAUUUAAGGAACCGCAAGCAGUGUUCUACGCAGCAGAGAUUUCCAUUGGGUUGUUCUUUCUUCAUAAAAGAGGCAUCAUUUAUAGAGACCUGAAGUUAGAUAACGUCAUGCUGGAUUCGGAAGGACAUAUCAAGAUUGCGGACUUUGGGAUGUGUAAGGAGCACAUGAUGGACGGGGUCACGACCAGGACCUUCUGCGGGACCCCAGAUUACAUCGCCCCAGAGAUAAUCGCUUAUCAGCCGUAUGGGAAAUCCGUGGACUGGUGGGCCUACGGCGUCCUGUUAUAUGAAAUGCUGGCCGGGCAGCCUCCGUUUGAUGGCGAGGAUGAAGACGAGCUGUUUCAGUCCAUCAUGGAGCACAACGUCUCGUACCCGAAGUCCUUGUCCAGGGAGGCCGUCUCCAUCUGCAAAGGGCUGAUGACCAAACACCCCGGCAAGCGGCUGGGCUGCGGGCCCGAGGGAGAGCGGGACGUGCGGGAACACACCUUCUUCCGGAGGAUCGACUGGGAGAAGCUGGAGAACAGGGAGGUCCAGCCGCCCUUCAAGCCCAAAGUGACUUUCUGCACCAAAAUGCACUGGCUUCAGUGGGCGUCCAGGCCUUCGUGCGGCAAAGGAGCAGAAAACUUCGACAAGUUCUUCACGCGAGGGCAGCCUGUCUUAACGCCACCCGAUCAGCUGGUCAUCGCUAACAUCGACCAGUCUGAUUUUGAAGGGUUCUCAUAUGUCAACCCCCAGUUCGUGCACCCCAUCCUACAGAGCACAGUAUGAAACUCAGCACCGAGAACAGGCGCCUCCCCAGCCCCUGCCCCCUGCCCCCAGCCGUGGGAAAUGAUCCUCAGCUCUAAAGUUUGAAGGCCGCCGCCUUGUUUCCAGGGGAGGCCUGAGAACUGUAGGGUUAUUAGUCCAAACGUGAUCAGCUGUUCAGGGUCUCUCGCAACCAAGAGCAUCAUCUUAGCGGCAGAUGGCGUCAUGCACAGCAUCCAGUUUAAUUGUGUAGAGGUCGCAUCUGGCGGUAGGUUAACCCUUCCUGGAAGGCAAACAGACUCUACCCCCCCCCUUUUUUUGGGUACAAUUUGACAUGUUUUCCAGACCCUCUGUUGAUUUUCACCAUCCGGAUCCCCCAACCAGACAUGUUCAAAGGAACCCGCCCCAGUCCAGGGAGCCGGAAACAUCUCCGCCCAAGACAUCUUUGGAGUAAAAGAACGGGGAGCCCAGAGAGUGAGCAAGGUGGGACCCGGGGGAGGUGGGACUGGGGCUUCAGAGGACCCACUGCUGGUGUUCUCUGCCUCGAUGGAAACGGUCCCUAGGGCCCAAGAGGCCGGGAGGAAUCUGGUCCCAUCUGCAAGCUCACUGUUCCCAGAGGUUGACAGUCGUAACCCACUCACAGUUACGGUCCAGCAGUUACCAGUUUAGAAACAGAGGAAGAAGACCUCAGACGAGUGUUGGGGGCACCUGUCAUCUCGUACCCUACUGGCUGAUAACUGUCUUGAUACUUGCAUUUCUUUUUAAGAGGCCAAAUCUUCUAAGGACUCCGCUAAGCGAGCAUGUGAAGUCGUUUCAGAUCAAGGGUAGGUCAGUGCGCGUGUGAUGUUCAUUUUAAUCUCUGGGAGACUAUUCUGAAUCCAGGGUGCCACCCGCGAUCAUGCCACUACUCACAAGUGUUAGCCAACCCCCCUCACACCGACACCUCGCUGCCUACUUCCUAAGAAGCCGGAGCGCACACCUCCCACCCCUUUUGUACUUAUUUAUUUAAUAGGCUGCGGUGUCUACGAGAGUACGAUGUACAGUAAGUUAAUCCAAGUGUUGACUGUAACUUCAGCCCCUAGAAUUGAUGCCCCUCCCGUCUCCAGCCCUCGACAUCCUCUUGGGACGAACAGUACGGUUUUGGUCCCCCAUUUCCGGUUCAUGUUGAGUGACACACCUGAAGCUGUAGAACAGGAAACCUGGAUGCGUAGCAGCUCAAAGAGGUUUUAUUGCUAGAAGGAUUUCAAAAUGUUUUGCAAAGGCAUCAUGCAAUGAAUUUUGCAUGUUUAGAAUAAACCUUAAUAACAAGUGAA
Molecule: messenger RNA, 3465 nt
Organism: Lagenorhynchus albirostris (white-beaked dolphin)
Lineage: Eukaryota; Metazoa; Chordata; Mammalia; Artiodactyla; Delphinidae
Gene: PRKCA
Product: protein kinase C alpha
Exons: 18
Coding region: 116-2176 (686 amino acids)
Biological process (GO): protein phosphorylation
Molecular function (GO): ATP binding; zinc ion binding; diacylglycerol-dependent serine/threonine kinase activity
Source: RefSeq, a predicted model, not a curated record